AAAUGUUUUGUCGCAGCAAUGUAUCAGUCCCUUGUUUUGCUCUCUUAUCCGACCAUCUUGUAGUGUCAUAUGAGCUAUCUAUUUGGCUUCUGUCUAGCUACACACCAUCUAUCUCGAACACAAACUGCAUAUUAUCUACAUAGUACAAGUUAUUCAACUUAACCAAGGUAUUUAACUAGCUCACCUCAUGCCUCUACUAAAUCUAUCUGCAUGCUUCUCCGGAUUUAUAUAAGCUAGCUUCAUACUGUGCUACUGCUUAUGAAUUCUCAAUGUCAGGAACCAGUCGACGACUGGCCGAGAGAAAAACCUGCAGAUUGUUAAUGGGCUUACUGACAAUGGAAUUAAUCUAGUGGCUAGAUUUUCCAAGUCCUACCAACUAAUCAUGCGUACGGAGGUUAUCAAGGCAGACACCAUUGAUGAGGCCAUUGAAGGACUUCUCAAUGAACUCAAUAAAAGUAGACAGAACGUCAUCUACUUUGAUGGCUGGGAAGGACUGGGGGCAUGUGCCGUCCUGCGAGCCAUAGCUCGAUGCUUGGAAUUAAAGGAACCGAGUAGGCCUCCUGGACUGGAUUUUGAGCAAGUCAUCCACAUCGACUGCUCAAAGUGGGAGAGCACAAGAGCACUGCAGAGAGAAGUGGCAAAGCAGCUGAAGCUUUCCAAUUGGGUGAUGAAGAUGUUUGACAAGCAGGAUGAGGAGGAUGAUUUCAAUGGGAUUACUGAUCAAGGCUCUCGCGCAGAGAUAGCAGAUGUUGCAAUAGAGAUCCAGAGGAGCAUGCAGGGCCGCAGGUUUCUUGCUGUUCUUCACAACGGAGGCAAUGAGGAGAUUGACAUAUCUAGACUUGGUCUUGCACUAUACCCGUAUUUAACCAACAAGGUGAUAUGGACCUUCCAAGGGAGGUUUCGGAUGGACCCCAAGAUGAAAGACAAGGUCACGAAGAACACAACAGAUGUUCUUCUCUCAGCUUCAUGCUCCAAGUGUGAUCCACGAGUGCUCUGGUUCUAUCUACUGGAUAAAGAGGCUGCACAUGUUGCUUGCAAGCAUGGCAUCAGUCUCACAAUAGUUGUUCGAUGUUUCCUGUGUUUGUUGGAUCUGAAUUGCAUCCGCGGCCAUCAUGUCGACACUGAGUAUGAUUUGACUAUACAUACUUGCAACUAUUGGAUAUGUGAUGGUAUCAUACCGAAAAUCCCAGGUUGCGGUGAAGAAGCAUGGCAAGAUGGUGAGAAUCUCCAGGGUGAGAUCCGACUGGAUAUGCACUACCACCAGAAUGAUUUGCCCCCUCACUUGCUAAUGUAUAAUGAGAAAAGGCCACACUGGACUUCACCAGCUUAUGGAUAUGUACUGGUUCAGGAUAGAGUUGUCCCUAGUGGAAUGCUCCAACAUUUUGACAAGCUUAGCGUGAUAAAACUCUCAAGUUGUACCUUUAGCUUUUCAUCACCUCCAUUUCUCUGCUGCCACAGCCUUAGAUUCCUAUGCCUUGAACAUUGCCAAGACCUCAGAAAAACAUAUGCAGAACAAAGGGAAGAGGAGGAAGACACCACUAGAUCGCGGGCAUGCUUCCAAAGCUUGUGGGUGCUUGACCUGCGAUACACAGAUUGUGAUUGGAUCUUAUCCGUGAGGGUGAUGGAUCUCAUGACCCAGCUCAGGGAGCUAAUUGUGAUGGGAGCCAAGGACUGGCACAUGAACCAUUUGAGGGGACGGCUGCGUAACAUUCAGAAGCUCCGUGUAACAAAGUCCACAUGCUUCUUCAAUGGCAAUUUGUUAUCAGAGAUGGAAAGCAUUGAGCUUCUUGAUUUUUCGGGAAAUAUCGUCAAUGGAGGCACAAGUAGCCUAUCUGGGCGAGCAAGCAACAGUAGCCUAUCUGGGCCAGCAAGCAACAGUAGCCUUAAGACCGUCUUUAUUGAUGGAUGUGAUGGGUUGGGAAAGAUCUCUUUUGGGGGCUGCAAAGAAUUGAAAAAUCUUUUCUUGAAAGGGUUAUUGAGGGGUCUCGAGGAGUUGGACAUCUCGUACACAGGAGUGAAAACCCUCGACCUUGGAGAAGUCAGAGCCAGCACACUCCCUAAGCGGUUCAUCCUGGUAGGCUGUGAGAAGCUUCGUGCAAUAUUGUGGCCACAGGGAGCAGAAAAAUGGUAUGGUGUGCUGUUUAUUCACCAGACCUCAGCAUUAGCAUCAAGUAAUGGAUGGGAAGAACCACAUGCCGAUCGAUCUCUCCAGCAGCAGAAAGAAAAAAAGUUUGAGUUUGGAUCACGGAUUUCUCUUAUGGAUACAAGGCUCCUUAGGUCGCUUUCUGCUGUAAGAAUUUGUUUAGAGAACUCAUCCGUACACAUCGACAUCUAUACUGCAGCUACUGUUGGUCGUAGUAGCGUCAAUCUACCGCAAGCCCAACCACAUACAGGGAUAACAAUGGAUUCCAUGUACAUAGAUGUCUUGAAGGAUGGCCCGGUUACAGCAAUGAUGAUGUGGGGCUGCCCCGAGAUAUUGCCCGGGCAACCCUUACAGACAUGUAUCAUGAAGGUGAUCCUGCACGGGCAUGGUAGCAAAACAUUGGAGGAUGCCGCAACUUCUAGUACCACCAGUGCUUUAUCACUGCCUGAAUUUAUCUUUCAAGUGGUUAGAUCGCUGCACAUGUACGAUAACUCGUCCACCACCACUAUCCUUGCACCUCCCAAAGACCCAGCAUGGACGAAUCUAAGAUGGUGCCGAGUUGAGAGGUGUCCUGCAUUACGCACAGUCUUCAAUGUUCCCCAGGACAGUGAUAGAAGCAGUUUUUCUCUUCUGGAGACAUUCUGGGCAUCCCAGCUCCCCUCGGCAUGCUACAUCUGGACUAUUGCAUCAGUUGGUACCUUUUCAUGCCUGACAUUGUUGCACCUAGACCGUUGCCCCAGGCUCAUACAUGUCCUCCCCCUGUCUACCGCCCCAGGCUCGUGCCUGUCCUCCCCCAUGUCCCCCCCUUGCUUGUUUAGGCUGGAGACACUAGAGAUAGUGUACUGUGGUGAUCUCAGAGAGGUCUUCCCUUUGAGCCCUGAGCUCCGAGAGCAGGACACACCUAUACUAUUCCCCCAGCUGAGGCGCAUCCACCUGCACGGGCUCCCCUCACUGCAGCGCAUCUGUGGGCGCAGGGUGUUUGCACCGAAAAUCGAGACCAUCAAGAUCAGGGGCUGCUGGAGCCUCAGGCGUCUGCCGGGCGUCCGAAUCAACACUGCAAAACCGCCCAAGGUGGACUGUGAGAAGGACUGGUGGGACAACUUGGAGUGGGACGGGGUGAAGGAGAACCACCACCCUUCCCUCUACGAGCCAAGCCACUCGCUGUAUUACAAGGCCAAGGUGCCCAGAGACACCGUCCUCAGGUAAUCCAUCCUCCCGUGGAUGGAUAUGUACGUCAUCAAUGCAGACCUGCAUGACUCGGCUUUCCUGCCGUGUGUAUCUGCUUGCUUGCCUUGGUGUGGUGUUUUCACUACAUCUGCAUUGUCUUGGUGUGAUGGUGCGGCUACAGUUUGAUUUGGUUUGAUUUUAUUUGGUGUGGUUUGAUCAUCCCUGCCCGAUCGAGCCCUUGAGCAAAUGAGAAAUGAACCAGAGCUGGCGUUCAGCUUCUGCAGCAUGAGCUCAUGAGCGCUCGUGUUGCUGUGUGUAUGUGGUGGUGCUUAUUACGGUAUGAAUUGUCAGUAUGGACUUAUUGUAAUUUGUAAGCGUAAACGAUGAUGAUGAUGAUUUAUGUGUGAUGGUGCUUGAUACGGUACGAAUUGUCAAGUAUGGCGUGAUUGUAAUAUAUAAGCAUAAAGGAUGAUGGUGAUGAUUUA
Hordeum vulgare subsp. vulgare (domesticated barley) is the source of this 3795-nucleotide messenger RNA. RefSeq lists its product as uncharacterized. The record is from RefSeq and is a predicted model, not a curated record. The transcript is spliced from 3 exons. Lineage: Eukaryota; Viridiplantae; Streptophyta; Magnoliopsida; Poales; Poaceae. Bases 383 to 3349 code for a protein of 988 amino acids.